AAUAUAAAAAUAGCAAGGAUGCUGUGCAGUAUCAGAAAUUGCAUGCCGUCUGUGGUGAGACGUAUCUCAUUAUUUCGUCAAAACAAUAAAAGAUACGAGAUAAAUAAUAACAAUGAAUUUGUGAAUAAAGUGAUGAAUGGCACAGUGCCAGUUAUAGUUAAUUUUCAUGCAGAAUGGUGCGAUCCAUGCAGAAUAUUGACACCCAAAUUGAUAGAGCUCAUAGAACCUAUGGAAAAGUUAGAUCUAGCUAUCAUCAAUGUGGAAGAGAAUCCUGAACUAGUACACGUCUUUGAAGUAAAAGCUGUACCUGCAGUUAUAGCAAUCUCGAAUGGCCUAGUUGUAGACAAAUUUAUUGGUUUAGUCGACAAUGAAAUGAUAGAGAAUCUAAUACAGAAGUUGACGCACGGAGGACCAAUAGAUACAGAAAGUGAGAACACAAAGAUGUAAUUAUCUCUUAGUAUUCUUUUAGUAUAUUUUCAUAUAUAUAGAUUAAAAAAAUGUAAUAAACCUAGCCACUUCGUCCAAGUAAGUAUAGUUUGACGCCUUAUCUGUCAAUUUGUAGAGAAAAUAUGAUAUUUUGAGUUGCUUCGUCUGAGCAAGAAGCUCUCUUUCCUCCUAAGGCCUUCCUUUUAUCUAAUCGUACCAAGAUAAGCGUUGCUGGUCAACCUUUUCAAUAUAUUUACGUUUUAUAGUGAUACAACGAUCACUUAUUACAAUAUAUAUAUA
Molecule: messenger RNA, 726 nt
Organism: Dinoponera quadriceps
Lineage: Eukaryota; Metazoa; Arthropoda; Insecta; Hymenoptera; Formicidae
Product: thioredoxin
Exons: 1
Coding region: 19-447 (142 amino acids)
Cellular component (GO): cytoplasm
Molecular function (GO): oxidoreductase activity, acting on a sulfur group of donors, disulfide as acceptor
Source: RefSeq, a predicted model, not a curated record